Messenger RNA from Daphnia carinata, 1412 nucleotides. RefSeq names its product alpha-(1,3)-fucosyltransferase C-like. Gene Ontology annotation, molecular function: alpha-(1->3)-fucosyltransferase activity. Gene Ontology annotation, cellular component: membrane. The transcript has 2 exons. NCBI's taxonomy places the organism in Eukaryota, Metazoa, Arthropoda, Branchiopoda, Diplostraca, Daphniidae. The coding region runs from base 47 to 1342 and encodes 431 amino acids. The record is from RefSeq and is a predicted model, not a curated record.
ACUUCAGAGGACAGGUCAUUCGUCUGCUACAAGAAACGUCCCCGUUAUGUUGUCGAUGCAGUUCUUCGUGAGAAUUUGUAAUCUUUUUUACAAAAGAAGAACAGCCAGUGGUCCAUUGUUAAUCGUAGGAUUUUUGGCAAUCGGCUGCUUCCUCUUCAUCCACUUUCAGAAGCCGUUGGAGAAGAUUUCAACAGGAAUCGACAAUGGCAAAACUAUAUCCAAAAUAUCAUCAACAACCCAACGGGGCAUUAGCCAAAGAUCUCUGAAGCGAAUCUUAUUCUGGAAUCUCUAUUUCGAAUCAAGAAAUUACGAAGUCGGAUUGGGACAAAAGCCUUUCUUUGACGCUGGAUGUCGGUUCACCAAUUGCCUAACGACGGACGAUCGCAAUUUCAUGAACGCCAGUGACGCCAUCCUCUUCCACGCCAACGAUUUCGACGAAAUCGAUCUGCCCGACAUCCGAUACCCGAAUCAACGUUACAUCUUCUACAAUUACGAGACUUGUGUACAAGACAAAGACCUGCCCAUUUUCAUUUGGACGAAAAACUUCUUUAACUGGACCAUGACGUAUCGCCGUGAUUCUGACAUUUACGAUGCCCAUCCGUACGGAGCAAUUAGAAGGCGAAGCGGUGCCCCUAACCCUCCGCUGGCCAUGCCACCCUUGCAUCCGGAGGCAGCCGAUCUAUUGCAGCACCCAUGGAACAAGUCGUCUAGUAGGCCGUUACUAAACAAAAAGAAGAAUAUGGUUGCCUGGUUUGUUUCCAACUGCAAAACAGACGGCCUCAGAGAAGAAUAUUUUGCCCGUCUUGGCCAAUAUGUCAAGGUGGACGUAUAUGGCGGUUGUGGAACGCUCAGUUGCCUGCCAUCGGGAAGUGGGAAAUGCGACCAACUGCUGGACAGCUACAGGUUUUACGUGGCUGCUGAGAACGCCAUUUGCAUAGACUACGUCACUGAGAAAUUCUACAGGGCCUUGGCGUCCAACAUAAUACCCAUCGUCUACGGAGGAGCUAAUUAUUCUCAUUAUGCACCACCUUCGUCGUACAUUGAGGCGAGCGAUUUCAAGUCACCCAAAGCGCUGGCUGAUUAUUUGAAGUUGCUGAACGAAAAUGACGACCUCUACUUGAAAUAUUUUGACUGGAAAAAGGAUUACGAAGUGGUGAGACAACCGAUGAACGGCUGGUGCCAGCUUUGCGAGAUGCUCAACGAUCGUCAUCAACGACCGCAAGUUUACAUAGAUGUGGCGGAUUGGUGGUUCCAAAACGAUACGUCUUGUAUUUCAGGACACGAUUUCCUCAAUAAUUCGCUGGGCGUUGAAUUGCAAAAAGGAAAACUAUCCAAAAAUUGAAAUCAAUGAAACAGUGUAUUGUGAAACCAUCAUAAACCGAGCAGAAAUACACAGCCACCGAUCACUUCAA